AAUUGAGGUUAAUUAAGAAUCAGAGUCGAACAGAACAAAGUUUCUAGAGGGGAGAGAGAAACGAAGACAAAAGACAAAGCGCGAAUUGUAAACAGGACGCGAAAAGUAAGUCGUUACUUGAUGUACAACAAUGAAACAUGAAAUAUGAGGCUGCAGUGCUGCACCGCGUGAGGGAAGGACAGGAGAAGAAGCUUGCAGGACAAGGGUCGUGAACCCGGCUGUACAACUGAAGUGGGGUGGGAUUGAAUAUGUAAAUGAUAAAAGUCUAUAGGACGAGAGUAUGAGUGAGGGGAUCCACAAGCAAUUUGCAUAUUCAUGAGUCGGAGUCCCCGCGGACACAUGCAAGUCUAUAGACACCGACAGACGUGUCCUGGAAUCGCUGUGGCCGCACCGCGCAGGCUGAGGAUCGGGCGCAGGGGUCCGUCCGAGAGCAGCCCGGCGGACGGGACACGUGCCGCACCGAGGGCGUCCGAGGCGCCCCGACGACCCGACGACAGCCCCCCAGCCAACCCCACCGGCCCGCACGCCCCGUGACCCGAGCGAGGAGAAGCGGGAAAGAAAAUGGAUGGAUGGGUGGAUUAUUUGACUGAAGUUGAACUGAAUGACUUGAUUAACUUGAUUGAAUUACAAAUUCAUUCAAGUCCAAAUGUCGUUCAUCGAUGGUGUCUGUUUAUGCAGACACCAUCACUUUGAACAUUGAUAUGAAAUAAUUGAUGUAUACACAAUAGACACAAGCUGUCCUCUUUGACAGGAAGUCAUGUGUUCAGUGUGCGUGCGUGUGCUUUUUAAUCCGAUCUAAUCAGAUUUAAUGUAGCCCCGCCCCCUCCUUUUCCAUCCUGGCUCACUGGCCUGCACAGCAGAACGCAGCAGUCUGUGGACCAGAACACCGCGGCGACCGGAACUGUCGGUAGAGCACAACUCGCUGUAGACCAGAGCAUUCUGGAGAUCAGACCACUCCGUGGACCAGAACACUGUAGAACUGAACAGUGUUUGGAGCCGAACGCUCCGUGAAUCAGAACAUUCCGUGGAGUCGAUCGGCGCGCGUCAGCAUACCAUGCCGGCCGGGCCCGGUUUCCCGGUUCUGCCGUGGCCCGCCGUCGGGGCAGAAGUCAAGGCGGAGGUUCCGGAGGGUCGGGGCGGCGUGCUGCUCCGGGGGGGUGCCCUGCUCGGAGCGGUCCUGGUCAUCUGCGUGGUGAUGAUGCGCAGGUGGAUCGGCGGCGGCGUCUGCGUCAGUGGCGAGCGGCUGGACGGGAAGACGGUGCUGGUGACGGGCGCCAACACGGGCAUCGGCAAGGAGACGUGCAGAGAGUUGGCGAGGCGAGGCGUGAUGAUGUGUCCCAGAUGGCUAACGGAGGAUGGCUUCGAGACUCACUUUGCUGUCAAUCAUCUGUCUCACUUCCUUUUGACCAAUCUGCUGCUCCCUAAACUCAAGAGCUCGGCCCCCAGCCGCGUGGUCACCGUGUCGUCCGUGGCCCACCGGGGAGGUCACAUCGACUUUUCCGAUUUGUUCUUCAGCUCUCGUGCGUACAGUCCGCUGCAGAGCUACCGGCAGAGCAAGCUUGCGAAUGUGCUGUUUAGCAGAGAGCUCGCGCGCCGCCUCCAAGGUUCGGGCGUGAGUUCGUUCUGCGUGCACCCCGGCGUCAUCCGGACCGAGCUGGGCCGCCACGUGGAGGGUUGGUUCCCCCUGUUGGGGGCGCUGCUGAGGCUGCCGGCGAUGCUGCUCAUGAAGACGCCGCGCCAGGGCAGCCAGACCAGCCUGUACUGCGCCGUCACGCCGGGACUGGAGGACCGAUCGGGGAGCUACUUCAGCGACUGCGCCCCGAAGGAGGCGGCGCCGGAGGGCCGCGACGACCAGGUGGCCGCCAGGCUGUGGACGGAGAGCGCGCGAUUGGUGGGACUCCGAGACGCGUGCUGAGCUGAUUCAUUCGAGCCCGCCCCCGGUGGCGCUGUAGCGACGAGUGACGAGAUCAAAUCAAAUUGUCAGAUUAGCGCUCAAGAUCAGGUCCUCGGUGAAAAUGCGAUACGAUCCUACGUCAAGACAAGAUCGCGAGAUGCAGCAGACGGUGACGCGAGAUCGCGAGAUCAAAGAAGUUAGAAGAUCAAAGAUUUGUUGUCAAGGUGACAAAAUCAACAAAUAAAAUGACGAUUUGCGAGCGA
Phyllopteryx taeniolatus (common seadragon) is the source of this 2157-nucleotide messenger RNA. It is a transcript of the gene crdhl, whose product is annotated as retinol dehydrogenase 13. Bases 1055 to 1915 code for a protein of 286 amino acids. The transcript is spliced from 6 exons. The record is from RefSeq and is a predicted model, not a curated record. NCBI's taxonomy places the organism in Eukaryota, Metazoa, Chordata, Actinopteri, Syngnathiformes, Syngnathidae.